AGAACAACACUGAUCCCCGUUCUUCACAAACUUCUUCCGAAAUUCCUCCAAACAUCAAAAGCAAGAAAUAGAAAAAAGAACCAGAUCAAUGGCUGCUGUGGAGCCUUUGCAAGUCUGUGUCAAAGAAGCUGCAGGCGUUCCUGGUGUCCCUGGAGACUGCCCUUUCUGCCAGAGGGUUCUUCUAAGUCUAGAGGAGAAGCAUCUCCCUUAUGAGGCGAAGCUGGUCAACCUCAGUGACAAGCCCCAGUGGUUUUUGGAGAUUAGCCCUGAGGGAAAGGUGCCUGUAUUGAAAUGGGGCGAUAAAUGGGUACCUGAUUCUGAUGUUAUCACGCAGUUGAUCGAAGAAAAAUAUCCUGAUCCUCCAUUGGUUACUCCACCAGAAUAUGCAUCUGUAGGAUCCAAAAUAUUUUCUUCUUUUAUCAAGUUUUUGAAAAGCAAGGAUCCUAGUGAUGGCUCAGAGCAAGCAUUGGUGGAUGAAUUGAAGGUGUUGGACGAGCAUCUCAAAGCACAUGGCCCAUAUAUUGGAGGCGAAAAUGUUACUGCAGCUGAUUUGAGCCUUGGACCUAAGCUAUACCAUAUGGAGAUUGCACUUGGACAUUUCAAAAGCUGGACUAUUCCGAAGGAUUUGGUUCAUGUCCAUAAUUACAUGGAGCUGCUCUUCUCGCGCGAGUCAUUUGUAAAGACUAAGGCAGCCAAGGAGUACGUGAUUACAGGGUGGGCGCCCAAGGUCAAUGCAUGAAUCUGGAUGCUGUGCCCUUAACAUGAUAUUAUGAAUGCCAUAAUAGUCUGUGGUAGGUGAACUGUGGAAACGCCUCUGGAGUUCCUUCUAUCUGUUUCCAUCUGAUAUAUGUAUGACACCGUCUAUGCUGAGAAUCUGUUAGUAGCAGUUAUGCUAGUGUUUGUUAAAAUUGAAAACCCUGUCUGCCUUGG
Molecule: messenger RNA, 930 nt
Organism: Magnolia sinica
Lineage: Eukaryota; Viridiplantae; Streptophyta; Magnoliopsida; Magnoliales; Magnoliaceae
Product: probable glutathione S-transferase DHAR1, cytosolic
Exons: 6
Coding region: 89-739 (216 amino acids)
Biological process (GO): protein glutathionylation; ascorbate glutathione cycle; cellular oxidant detoxification
Molecular function (GO): glutathione dehydrogenase (ascorbate) activity
Source: RefSeq, a predicted model, not a curated record